AUCCACUGAACAAACACGCUCGGCCAUACUUCUCUUCCUUUCUUCAUUCCUUCUCUGUUCCAUUUUUUUCUGAUCGAUCUCCUUACCACCACAGAUCCUCAUCUCUGCACACACCGACGACCCCAUCCUCUUCUCCUCUCGGCCGAGCCUUGACAAAACUAUUUUUGGGUUGUCGCUGACUCCAUCUGCCCCAUUAUUGCAAAAGAAUGUUACCUCAUGGAAAGCCAGGAGAUUGCAAGUUGUCAAUCAUUGGAUCAAAGCUUUAAACAACCCUCUUUCCAUCACGAUAUGAAGGCAGAAUCACAGCAGAGGAUGAGUAAGGAAACAAUCACAACAGAUAAGGAAAUCACGUCCAAGCAGGAAACCAUAUCAAAGCAAUCAAAGACUGAUCCAAGGAGCAAUAGCUGCAACGGUCAAAAUGUAGAGCAACGACUGAUGGCUAGAAACAAGAAUCAGCUUACUAUCCAAAGCUUCCACCAGAUGGCAAGCUUGGUUUCAGUAAAGCUGUCAAGCUCAAACUUCCUUCUAUGGAAAUCACAGAUUUAUCCAUUGAUUCGGAGUGCUCAAAUUAUGCAUCACCUUGAGGAGGAAGUGGCGCCAACAAUGACAAUGAUCAAAGAUGAAAAAGAAGUGCUCAAUCCAGAGUAUGAAGUCUGGCUGAAUAAUGAUGGGCUGCUUACAAGUUGGCUGCUUGGAACUAUGAAUGAAGAAGCAUUAAGUCUUGUUGUUGGCUGUGAGUCAGCUUUUCAAAUCUGGAAAAGCUUAGAGGAUCAUUACCUAGCUUCAACAAAGGAGCAAGAAAUGCAUCUCAAAGGAUAGUUGGCGGUUAAACGAGGAGAUGGUGAACCUCUUGAAGAGUUCAUCAGAAAAUUCAAAAGAACUUGUGAUAACUUGGCUGCCAUUCGAAAGCCUCUAGAAGACUUAGACAAGGUGUUUCAACUUUCCAGGGUUGUUGGAACACGAUUUCAACCUUAUAAUCUUGCUGUUCUAUCAAAAGCCCCAUAUCCUACUUUUACUCAAUACAUUGCAGGUUUGCAA
This is a messenger RNA of Rubroshorea leprosula, 1038 nucleotides long. NCBI's taxonomy places the organism in Eukaryota, Viridiplantae, Streptophyta, Magnoliopsida, Malvales, Dipterocarpaceae. The record is from the annotation of a GenBank genome assembly.